AUGGCAUAUCUUCAUCUUGCGCAUACGUUGGCAGAUGCUUUUAACGCCCUUGCUGAUGAAGUUCAGACCUUGACAGAUCGAAAGACUGUCUUGGAGCACAAGUUACGCUUUGCUCAUGAACAGUUCCAAUAUCUGGCUGACAAAUAUGCUCCGGCCGCGCCUGAAAUAGCCGAUACCCUGGCAAAGCUCCAGAUACCUCCAAAUACACCUCUUGAUAAUUCAUUACCUGUUCCUCUACCUCUGCCAAGCUCGUACAGCUCCGGCUCCCAACAUCAGCUUGCCCUCGUCAUCCGUGACGGACGUCGAGUAGCUAAUCAGCUUGCCUCGCUUGGUGAAGCGAGUAAAACCACUGCCUCUAGCCGCGAGACUGAGUCGCAACUUUCCCACGUAGCCACCUCCAUGUCGACCGCGCUAGAACAAGACUUCACGGUCCAAGGAAAGAAGGGCCAUCUUCAAUGCCCGUUCUCCAAGCCCGCCACGGCCAGCGGCUCUGGGGCCCACGAUGAUGAUGCGCAGGACACCACUCCGCACCACUCGGCGGACCCCAUCUGCGCAGCCAUGUACGAAGAAUCUGCAUCUCAGCAAGCUCGCACAAAUGUGUCCUCAGCCAUCAAGUGUCCCAUCCGCUACAUGGAUAAGCACUCUGCACAGGAGAUCGCCCACUAUGUCGAGACGCAUAAGCAUGAACUCCCUCGCAGCCAUGAAGUUUGCCUCCGCCGGUACCAGCGUGACGAAGAUCAGAAGAAGAUAGAUUCUAAAUAUGGCGACAUCGUGAGCAUGAUUGAGGGCUUGGGCCAGUUGCAUGCACCAAUGUUGCCUGAAGCGGAGGACGAUCCGAACCGACCAAGUGAUGUCGCCCAGCCUUCCAACGAGAGAGUUGAGAACUGGGCACAAGCUGUUAGCGUAAACUCAGAUCCCGACCACACUCAGGUACCAACUCAGGAGGAUGGAGACCGACAAAGCCACUUCGAUCGACCACUCAAGGAGGUGCGAGUAGGGGAGUCCCCUAGUAGACCAUGGGGAAUAUCGAUUCCAGUCUAUGAGCUUUCGGGUCAGGGCGAUGAUCAGCCUAUGUCACCACCACCGGCGCCAGUUUGUAUGCCAGUCUCAGCUCAAACCACACCCAGCGCCCAAGAAUCCACCAAAAACAUGCCUGGCAAAUGCCCCUUCGACCACACAAAGCUGGCUGCUAUGGGCAUAUCUAUGCCGUCGAACCAUGAUGCAUCAUCAGUACACAUCUCGCACCAAGGACCGGAACAUCCCCAAUCUCUCUCGCCCACCAAGGAAGAAAACGGUCCUCCUCCACCACUCCAUCAACACACAACACCACCUCAGCCUACUUUCAUCAACCCCGACAUGAUCAAGGGGACAAGCAACGGACCACAGAUGAUUUUCACGGGGCCUGUAUUUAUUGGCUAUCCAAUGGAACAGGCGAUGCAGUUUAUGAACCAAUACAGAGGGAAUCAGUGA
This is a messenger RNA of Fusarium pseudograminearum CS3096, 1470 nucleotides long. RefSeq lists its product as uncharacterized. The record is from RefSeq and is a predicted model, not a curated record. Lineage: Eukaryota; Fungi; Ascomycota; Sordariomycetes; Hypocreales; Nectriaceae. The transcript is spliced from 2 exons. Bases 1 to 1470 code for a protein of 489 amino acids.